AUGCUACACCCCCGGCGCAGUGCCCAGUAUGUCCUAUUGUGUGACCUCUGUGAAGCUGCCCCCGUACAGAGUCAUUGUGAACGUUGUAAUAUAAAUCUAUGCAAGGCCUGUGUUGGGGAGCACCUCUCGGAUACGUCUAAAAGACACAAUGUCGUGUCCUAUUUACAUAGAGAAUCUACUCGUAACUACUCAAAAUGUCCGAAACACGCCGAUGAACACUGCAAACAUUACUGUGAGAAAUGUGACAUUCCUAUCUGUAUUACCUGCGUCUCCGCAGGUAAACACAAAGGUCACGAUAUAUCAGAUGUUCUGGAAAAACUCAGUUCUAAAACACAAAGUUUACAAGAAGAUUUAGAGGAACUAGAGACCAGAAUUUAUCCCCGAUAUGAAAAGAUGGCGUCCGAUAUCCAAACUGACAAAGCCCAGUUAGAAACGAAUUACGGGAAGCUGACAAGAGCUGCUGACCAACAAGAAAAGAUUUUGCACAGAGAGAUUACCGCCAUUGUCAACCAACGGAAAUAUGACAUUCGGGAGAAGAAAAACAAACACCUAUCUACCCUGAAUAGAAAUACAGAUGAGAUCACACAGAAAAUGACUGAAAUCAAACAAAUCAUGUCCGACUUGAAAUCAGUACUAGAAUCAAACGACAUCUCCUUUACCUCUACUUACAAAUCUAGGAAUUCCGAAUUUAGAACUUUACCGCCUAAAGUUCGAAUUACAUUACCAAGUUUUUCUCCUCAGAAAAUAAACAAAGAUCAGCUCAAUGAAAUGUUCGGUUCUGUGACAUCAUUAUCCAUUACCACAGAAGAACAAGACGACACAAUGAAGUCACCAGAAGCUGUGUCGUCUCCUCCAGUCAAACCGCUGCUUGAUGAACCGCGACUCGUCGCCACCACAAACACUGAGUAUAGACCACUAUUCAGUGUUCGCUGUCUCAGUGAUGAACAAAUCUGGACAUGUGGGGAUAGCAAAAUCAUGAAGCUCCUCGACCUCCAGGGUAAACUACUGACAUCAAUACAAACCGAGUCAAGAUACAGACCAGAGGACAUAGCAGUCACACGGGACGGAAAUCUUGUAUAUACAGACUUUGAAAAUAAAACUGUAAACAUAGUGAAGAAUAAACAAAUACGGACUGUGAUCAGGUUACAGGGGUGGGCACCUCUCAAUGUCUGCAGUACCACCUCAAAUGAUCUCCUGGUUACCAUGAUCAAUGAUAAUGAAACACAAUCCAAAGUUGUGCGUUACUCUGACUCCAUAGAGACCCAAACCAUUCAGUUUGAUGAUCAGGGUCGUUCUCUCUAUUCAUACGGUAAUUACACUAAAUACAUCAAUGAGAACAGGAAUCUGGAUAUCUGUGUCGCUGACUAUUGGUCUAGUGCAGUAGUUGUGGUAAAUCAAUCAGGAAAACUUCGAUUUAGAUACACUGGUCAUAUCUCUAAUACCGAGAAGUCAUUUGAUCCAGUCGGCAUCACUACUGACAGCCAGAGCCACAUCCUCACAGCAGAUUUUAGAAAUCACCGUAUCCACAUCCUAGAUCAGGACGGACAGUUCCUCCGUUACAUUCAGAACUGUCAUCUACGCGAUCCACACGGUGUUUGUGUGGACACCAGAGACAACUUCUUUGUGGUUGAGCUUGACACUGGUAAAGUGAAGAAAAUCCAAUAAAUAUAAACACGGUGUUAACAACACAUCUCAACACAGUGUUAAUUAGGGCCCCGUAUGAAAUGCGGGAAGCCCUAUAGUAAUCACAUUGUCCGUCCGUCCGUCCGUCUGUCCGUCAACACUUUCUUUGUGACACGAUAACUCAAACAGUUUUUAUCGUACAGUUUUCAAAUUUUGUACAGAAAUAAUGUACAAUAAGAGGAAGAAGCCUAUAUAUUUUGGGGUCAUUUCACUUUGUCUGUCUGUCUGUACGGCAUGAUCUUUGUCAUUAUGAACACUUUCUUUGUUACACAAUAACUCAAACAGUUUUCAUUGUACAGUUUUCAAAUUUUGUACAGAAAUAUUUUACAAUAAGAGGAAGACACCUAUAGAUUUUGGGGUCAUGUCACUUUGUCUGUCUGUCUGUAUGUGUAUCAUUAUCUUUGUUAUUAUGAACACUUUCUUUGUGACACGAUAACUCAAACAGUUUUCAUUGUACAGUUUUCAAAUUUUGUACAGAAAUACUUUACAAUGAGAGGAAGAUACCUAUAGAUUUUGAAGUCAUGUCACUUUGUCUGUCUGUUUGAAUGUCAUCAUCUUUCUUAUUAUGACCGUAUUUAUUUACCACUGUCUAAGGGAGAUAAUUCAAUUUGAAUUAUGAUAUGCAUUGUAUUGAUAUAUAGAAAAUUUACAAGAAAUAACUCUACAACAUUGUGUAUGUGUAUAUAUUUGUUUUUUUUUUAAAUGUGA
Messenger RNA from Ostrea edulis (European flat oyster), 2391 nucleotides. RefSeq names its product E3 ubiquitin-protein ligase TRIM36-like. Gene Ontology annotation, cellular component: nucleoplasm; chromatin. Gene Ontology annotation, biological process: positive regulation of DNA-templated transcription. Gene Ontology annotation, molecular function: ubiquitin-protein transferase activity; zinc ion binding; protein binding. Lineage: Eukaryota; Metazoa; Mollusca; Bivalvia; Ostreida; Ostreidae. The record is from RefSeq and is a predicted model, not a curated record. The transcript has a single exon. Bases 1 to 1665 code for a protein of 554 amino acids.